AUGGACUACAGCUCAUCAAUCCACGAGACGGACGACCCUGCGGCCUCGCCUUGGGGCCCCCCUCCGCCGACGUCGCCUGGCAAGGACGCCUCUGGCUUUGGGCCUCUCGCCGGCGAUGUCUCCUCGCCAUUCUUCCCCCAAUCCUCUAGCGCUGGGCUGUCUCAAGAUCCCUCAGCCCCCGAAGGCUUCCAACGGCCGGGAACCGCAACCACCGCAUCCGAGACAGAAGCAGAGCCCGACAGUUUGGAAGCUCCUGUAACCUCUCAGGAUGCCGCUCCUGCCCAGACACAGCGCGAACCUCUCCAGAAUGCCCCGCCACCGGCCGGAGGUGCCGGUAGCAACAUCACCCAGCAACCCGCGACGCAGGGCGCCCAGCCUGCGCAAGAUGGCCAGACCCAGCAACCUCAAAAGCCAGCGCAGCCACAGCACCGACUACAAGCGAAGAUCACUGGUCUUGAGCGGACCGGGAAGAAGGACCCUGUGUUACGUUUCGAUGUAUACACAAACCUGCCAAGAUUCCGCACUACGCAGUAUCGAGAUGUUCGGCGUCUCCACUCCGAGUUCGUCAAGCUCGCCGAUCACUUGAUAUCUUCCUGCCCGGAGUCAUUUGUCCCGGCAGUCCCACCAGCCGUCACGUCCGCAGGGGCAGGCACGGACGAGGAUGAGAACCGUGUCAAGGCUUUGAUGCAGAGAUGGUUCAACUAUGUUUGCGGCAACGAGGCAUUGAUGAAGGAUGAUGAAAUGGUGCUCUUCGUCGAGAGCGACUUCGGGUACAGUCCCCUGGUUAAGAUGAAGCAGCCUGCAACGGGCGUUCGACGGAAGAUCUUGAAGCAGUUCGCGCCCCCGCCUGAUGAUACCCCUGAGCUCGCGGAAGCUCGACCGGCUGUGAAGCUCUUUUACCUUGGUUCUAUGGAUGCUGGCCACAAAGUUGACAAACUUGUCAAGGCCCGGAGAGGACUUGGACUCUCCGAAUCUGAUUACGGAAUUAAGCUUGGGAAUAUGAAUGUUCAAGAGCCUCACCCGGGGCUUGCCAAUGCCUACAGAAAGCUUGGAAAGGUGGUACAAACAGUUGGAGAUUACCAUGCUGCCCAAGCAACGGCUGAGGCAACCACAAUUGGCGACCCUUUCCAGUACCACUCGCAGGAUGCCUUCAUUGUCAAGGAAUCCCUGACUAACCGCCAGAUUCUGAUUCGGGAGUUCAUCCAGGCACAGGAGACGACGAGAAACAAGCUGAAUGCCGCUGACCGCCUUAAGGCGAGCUCCAGCGUGCGCCGCGAGAAGGUGGAUGAGGCCAUCUCUGCUCUCGACGAAGCGAGGUCGCAUGAGACCUACAUGUACAACAAGACUACCAUUGUCACGCAAACCCUGGUACAAGAGAAACGGAAAUGGUUCGCAAGGACUGCCUCGGACCUGCGCCUCAGCAUCAGAGAGUAUGUGCUUCGGGAGAUUGAAGCCGAGAGACGCACCCUGGCCUUGCUUGAGACGGUUCGACCCGACAUCCGAUCCAUUGACGCUUCUGGAGGCCUGAGUCGCCUGGGCCGUGAGUCUCACCCCACCGUCCGCCGCUCCAGUCUUGCAGCAAGCCAGGGCCCUAAAGGGGAUGCAUGGAGUGGUGUCCCUCGGCGGACCGACGCUGCCAACCGCAGCGUGUCGAGCAGCUUCAUCGGCCAGGUCCCCGAGGAAGGGCAGACCGGUGAGGGCGCAGAGACAAGCACCGGCCGACUGGGCUCCAGCGGCCGAUCUGGUGUCAAGGAUGAGGAUGACGAAGAUCGUGUGGAUGCCAGGAAUGCUGCAAGCCGCCUAGCGACAAGCACGUUCUGA
Molecule: messenger RNA, 1821 nt
Organism: Clonostachys rhizophaga
Lineage: Eukaryota; Fungi; Ascomycota; Sordariomycetes; Hypocreales; Bionectriaceae
Source: the annotation of a GenBank genome assembly